Molecule: messenger RNA, 588 nt
Organism: Vicia villosa (hairy vetch)
Lineage: Eukaryota; Viridiplantae; Streptophyta; Magnoliopsida; Fabales; Fabaceae
Product: small polypeptide DEVIL 3-like
Exons: 1
Coding region: 212-355 (47 amino acids)
Biological process (GO): negative regulation of cell population proliferation
Source: RefSeq, a predicted model, not a curated record
CCACUUUUUCUUUUCUCUAUAUAAUAACCCUUUUUGAAGCUCCCAUCAACAAAAUCACUUCUUCAAGUGCUUCCAACUUUUCUACAAUAGUAUUCAACAACCACUCUCACAUUCUUCCAUCAUCACUCUCUCCACACUACAAAGAAAACAAGAGUUUCAACAACUAGUCUUUUUCUUUUGUUAGUAUUAUUACUAUUAUUAUUAUACAAAUAUGAGUGAUAGUAGUGAUUCAAAUAUUAGAGGCUCAAAGAAGAAGGUGUCAUGCAAGAAGCUUGGAGGGUAUCUCAAAGAACAAAAAGGAAGAUUAUACAUUAUUAGAAGAUGUGUUGUUAUGCUUCUUUGUUGGCAUGACUAAAAGUUAUAAUUUUCAUGGAAGAUCUUCAUUGGUUGAAGCCUUGAGGAUUCUAGAUUCAAAUAGCUUUAGCUUGUUCAUGUUGAUGAAGAUGAUGAGAAAUUAAGGGCUACAUGCAUUUUGCUUUUGAUUAUCAUUUCCUUAUGUAAAUAGCAUAGAAAGAAAUGUUUGAGACAAUUUUCCUUCAUAUCAUGCCUCAACAAUUAGUGUAUGUUUUCUAAGUUCCAAUUAAUUAA